Helianthus annuus (common sunflower) is the source of this 1758-nucleotide messenger RNA. RefSeq lists its product as uncharacterized. The transcript has 2 exons. The record is from RefSeq and is a predicted model, not a curated record. Bases 1 to 1758 code for a protein of 585 amino acids. Lineage: Eukaryota; Viridiplantae; Streptophyta; Magnoliopsida; Asterales; Asteraceae.
AUGGUUUAUGGAGAGCAAAGGAAUUAUGAUAUGAAUUCAAACACAUAUCAUCCAGGUUUGCGUAAUCAUCCAAACUUUCGGUACAGUAAUACUAAUCAAUUGAAUCCUCAUUUUCAGGUACCGAAUCAAGGAAGCCAGCCGUAUCAGAACCGUCAAUCGAAUUAUAAUCAGAAUUACCCUCAAGGAAAUUACAACAAGGGCAACCAAAGAAGUUAUCAGCAACAACAGGAGCAGGGCAAGGCAAAUACUUCAAACGAGGAAGUUUCCAAUCGGGAGAUUAUGGAAAUGUUGAAGCAAAUGAAAAAAGACCAAGAAGUGCAAGCUAAAUCUCAUCAAGCAUUGGAAAAGCAAGUCGCCCAACUGGCGACCGAGAUGGUUGGGACUCCUCCACAGUUGGUUGAAGGUGUUGUGGAGGAGGUUGAUGAGGAAAACGAGUCCGAUGCGGAGACGGGACCUAUUAGCCCUAAAAAGAAUAAAAAAGAAAAUCUUGAAAAUAAUAGGGUGAUAGAUACUGAACCGGGUGACAAAAAGGAGAAGGGUAUGGAGGGUAAUACCGUACCAUUUCCUAAGGCUUUAAUUAAUCCCGAAACAAAAGUUGUUAAUAAACGGGGCCCACAACAGGAUGAGAUGUGGGAAGUUUUUAAACAGGUGAAAAUUAAUCUUCCGUUACUAGACGCAAUCAAGCAGGUUCCGGCAUAUGCAAAAUAUUUGAAAGAGCUUUGCACCCAAAAACGGCAUAACAAAUUUCUGAAAAAGAUAGCUUUAACCAAAAAAGUUAGUGCCGUUUUGUCGGGUGAUCUUCCACCAAAGCUCCGAGAUCCAGGUGCUCCUCUAAUCCCCAUUCAAGUGGGUGAAUUUAAGAUAAGUCGAGCCUUGCUGGAUUUGGGAGCAAGUGUUAGCAUCUUACCGGGAAGUUUAUAUGAUCAAUACGACUUCGGACCAUUGAAACAAGCCGACACCACCGUGGUGUUGGCCGACUUGACGUUAAAACUACCCCGGGGGAUCUUGCGUGAUGUCAUUGUCAAAGUUGACGAGUUUUAUUACCCGGUUGACUUUUUGGUUUUAGACUAUGUGCAAAUUGAAAACACUAAACAACCUAAUGUCAUACUUGGUAGACCAUUUUUAGCAACCGCUAAUGCACUAAUCGAUUGUAGAAAUGGUACGGUUGACAUCACGUUUGGAAAUCGCAAGGUCCGAUUAAAUGCUUUUGCCCGUGCAUCUGAUUCUCUAGUCAAUGAUGAAUGCUUCAUGGCGGACAUUAUUGACGGGUGUUAUCCUCACGAAAGUGGGGAAUGCACUAUAGAGACGUGUUUUGUUUGUGACAGGGAUUUGGCAGAAAUAGAGGUGGAAUUGGAAUAUGCGGAAGAAGAGUUGGAGGUGAUGGCUGCUAGGGAAUUGAAGCCGACUUGGACACAUCAAGUCGAGAAUUUACCGGAUCAUAUUGACACUCAGUUGAAGCCAUCACUUGAAUCACCUCCACAAGUCGAGUUAAAGACAUUGCCAAAGCAUUUGAAGUAUGCUUUCGUUGGCGACAACAACACCCUACCGGUAAUUAUUGCGUCCAAUUUAUCACCUGAACAAGAAAAAGCUUUGAUGGAAGUGUUAAUAGCCAACCGGGCUGCAAUUGGGUGGACAAUCGCUGAUCUCAAGGGGAUUAGUCCAUCCAUUGUUAUGCAUAAGAUCAUCACUGAAGAGGGAGCAAAACCGGCUCGAGAUGCUCAACGAAGACUGAACCCGAACAUGCGGGAAAUUGUGUAA